Dermacentor silvarum is the source of this 965-nucleotide messenger RNA. RefSeq names its product ADP-ribosylation factor-like protein 4C. NCBI's taxonomy places the organism in Eukaryota, Metazoa, Arthropoda, Arachnida, Ixodida, Ixodidae. Gene Ontology annotation, cellular component: cytoplasm. Gene Ontology annotation, biological process: vesicle-mediated transport; intracellular protein transport. Bases 127 to 732 code for a protein of 201 amino acids. The transcript has a single exon. The record is from RefSeq and is a predicted model, not a curated record. Gene Ontology annotation, molecular function: GTPase activity; GTP binding.
GUCAUGGCGGCCGUGCGAUCGGGGUGGAGUACUGUCGCUGGUGAAAUCGUCGCGAGACGCGAUUAUCGUCGGGCGGGGAUGCAGCGAGGCCGCCGCGGCUAUGGCGGCCACUAAACACGCGCUGCCAUGGGCUCGGCCAUGGGCAAGGGCGCCGCCUCGCUGCUGGACAGCCUGCCGCCCAACCAGUCGCUUCACGUCGUGAUGCUGGGCCUCGACUCCGCGGGCAAGACCACCGCUCUGUACAGGCUCAAGUUCGACCAGUAUCUCAACACGGUGCCCACGAUAGGAUUCAACUGCGAGAAGAUCAAAGGAACCUCGGGACGCGCCAAGGGCACCAGCUUCCUCAUCUGGGACGUGGGAGGUCAGGACAAACUGCGCCCGCUCUGGCGCUCCUACACCCGCUGCACCGACGGCGUCGUGUUCGUGCUCGACUCGGUCGACGAGGAGCGCAUGGAAGAAGCGCGCCUCGAGUUGCAGCGCGUGGCGCGCGAGAACCCGGGCGUGCCCCUCCUAGUGCUAGCCAACAAGCAGGACCUGCCCGGUGCCAAGGAGCCGCGCGUCAUUGAGCGAUUGCUCGGCCUGCACGAACUGUCGGCCAGUCACUUGUGGCACGUACAGCCGGCCUGCGCCAUCAUCGGCGAAGGACUGGACGACGGCCUCGAACGGCUCUACGACAUGAUCGUGCGUCGGCGCCGCCUCGCCAAGCAGGCAAAGCGCAAGCCGCGGUCCUAAAAAAAUUUGAGCCCUGUGGACUCCCCCGAGGUUGAAUGUGCGUGUGUGUGUAUGUGUGUCUAUUACGGGCCUCCGCUGCUGCUGCCCUCCAGUGACGCUGUGUACUGUUGCGUGCAUGUCGCAGCGGCGUGGCCCUCGCUUGAUCCGUCGUUAAUAUUUACCUCGCAGGGUGGCGCCACCUGACCGGAGCGCGCAUAGCGACGGCAGGCUUGCCCGACAAAGAACAAGAAAAA